AGCGGAGUCGGGUAUUGAAAUAUUGAACACCCAUUACUGUGAGCAAAGCAACGGGAUUUCGGGGUUAGAAAAGAAAAACGAAGCAAAAUAAGACCGACGAGAACCCUAAACAUACCCUCUUCUCCCAGUAGCGGUUCUUUGUUCCCUUCGUCCUACGCAACGCAUUCCCCUUCGCUGUCGUCGUCUCCUUCCGGUCGCCGGCGUUGCCUCCGUUCCGAACGCUGCCUCUUAGAGAAGCUUCCAGAGUGUGCAGAGAAGGAGCAAGAUGAUUAUCCCAGUCCGUUGCUUCACCUGUGGAAAGGUUAUCGGAAACAAAUGGGAUGCAUAUUUGGACCUUCUUCAGUCAGAUUACUCUGAAGGAGAUGCGCUGGAUGCUUUGGGGCUGGUUCGUUAUUGUUGUAGGCGUAUGCUUAUGACGCAUGUUGACUUAAUUGAGAAGCUCCUGAAUUACAACACUCUUGACAAGUCUGAUCCCAGUUAAAAAAGAUGUAUGGAAUUGGGUGCGCAUGUCAUUCUUCCGAAUCACAUGUCUAUUAUUUUAGAUUUUACUUCUUGAACAUAUCUGUUCUUUCUUUUUGUUGUUGUCGCUGGCAUAUAAACUUCUCUGUAGAUUGCAGUGGCCUAAAGUUCUAUGCCUCUUUUGCAGACUAGCUUAAGUGCUUUUUUGUUUCA
This is a messenger RNA of Arachis stenosperma, 672 nucleotides long. RefSeq names its product DNA-directed RNA polymerase subunit 10-like protein. The coding region runs from base 266 to 481 and encodes 71 amino acids. The transcript has 5 exons. The record is from RefSeq and is a predicted model, not a curated record. Lineage: Eukaryota; Viridiplantae; Streptophyta; Magnoliopsida; Fabales; Fabaceae. Gene Ontology annotation, cellular component: RNA polymerase II, core complex; RNA polymerase III complex; RNA polymerase I complex. Gene Ontology annotation, molecular function: DNA-directed RNA polymerase activity; zinc ion binding; DNA binding. Gene Ontology annotation, biological process: transcription by RNA polymerase II; transcription by RNA polymerase I; tRNA transcription by RNA polymerase III.